AUGUCUUUGCAUCUUCAUCUCCCGAACCAACAAUUGGUCAGAUUCUCAGAUAAUGAUUCAAUGAUUGAUAUUGUGGAUAGGGAGAAAGAUAAGAGUUCAAUGUUGACUGCAUUUUUUAACAUGAAUAAAAUGGAUGAGAUUGUGAGGCAAUAUCUAUAUAAAGAAUUCCCAAGAUACUUUACAUGGAGUUCAACCAAACGUUGUUGGAAGCAAAGGAAAAAAGGAGCAAUGAGAGGCCGAUCGGUUUCUGCUAACCCUACCGAAGGAGAGAGAUACUACCUACAGACCGAUGAUAACCUAUCUCAAUGUCUUACUGAGGCUUCAUUAUAUCAAUUUCUAGGUGCUGUUAGAAGGUUAUUUGCAACUGUACUCAUUUAUUGCGAACCCGGAGAUGUUCGCAAGUUAUGGGAUGACCACUAUAAUUCACUUUCUGAAGAUUAUAUGCGACAAUGUGAAAGUGUUGAGCGAGUUCAAACCAUGGUUCUUAUGGAUAUCUCUAUAAUUUUGCAAUCUAUGGCGGAGUACUCCAUUGUUGUGGAUGAUGAACACCUUCGUGCAAAAGAUUCUCUCAAUACCGACCAAAAAAAUGCAUAUGAUGAGAUCAUGACCCACGUUAAUCAGAAUCGUCCGGGUGUGUUUUUUAUAGAUGGUCCUGGUGGAACUGGAAAAACAUUUUUGUACAAAGCUUUACUUGCCGAGGUUCGUUCCCAUGGUCAUAUUGCACUUGCGACAGCUUCAUCUGGUGCUGCAGCUAAUAAUAUGCCCAUGGGGAGAACAUCUCACUUGGCCAAAAUAACUCAAUGUGCAAAAUCAAUCAGCAAAGCAAGUAGUAGAGGCGGUGGAUCGAAUGAUGCAAGACAUUACAAAGGUGAGCCUCCCUUUUGGUGGAAACAUAAUGAUCUUGGGAGGUUUUGUGGAGAGGAGCGGAUUUACUAUAGUUUUGAUGAGGCAGAAGAUGAUAAGAACAAUGUCUAUCCGAUGGAAUUCUUAAACUCUAUAGAUGUCAGUGGUUUACCUCCUCAUUACCUUCGACUCAAAACUGGAUGCCCUAUAAUACUAAUCCGUCUUUGUCCAUCCGAUGAUGACAUGUUUCCAUUCAAAUUGAAAAGAAAACAGUUUCCAAUUCAGCUUAGCUUUGCUAUGACAAUUAAUAAAGCUCAAGGCCAAACAAUUCCAAACGUUGAUGUUUAUCUACCAGAGUCAGUAUUCUCGCAUGGACAACUUUAUGUGGCGCUUUCCAGAGGGAUAUCCCGUGAGAAUACAAAGGUCUUAGUGAAACCAAUUUCAGGGGAGAGGAAUUUACACAUCAAGUAUGGUGUAUCAAGAAGUUUUGCGUGA
Molecule: messenger RNA, 1338 nt
Organism: Lactuca saligna
Lineage: Eukaryota; Viridiplantae; Streptophyta; Magnoliopsida; Asterales; Asteraceae
Source: the annotation of a GenBank genome assembly